AUGUGUUGUACGAUUAAGACAGCGCCACCUAAGCCAGCCACCUGCAGCACUGAUCUGUCUUGGGCAUAUCCGGCCCUCCGUGCGUUGUAUAACGAGUAUCCGGAACUCUACCAUAUCCUGCGACGGUGGUUCCGCCUCAUCCCAGGAUAUUGUGUCGGUCCCUCUAUCAAUUCCGGGACUUUUCCAAAUGGCAACCAAGUUCCUGCCUCAGCCUUGUCAGACUUGGAAGCAGAGCAUCCGAUUGAUCGACAACUCGCAGUGUAUUUUCUCGAUUCAACUGUUACUGGAGUCCUCCCGUCCGGGGAUGAAUCGUCACUGCCUAGAAUUGCUCCCGAGCUUCUCAGAGCUGUCUGGUUAGCAGAUAAUGAUGCCCUGGCAAACGAAGCCCAGGUUGGGGGACCCAAUGGAAUCCGACCGAAUACGCCGAACGAUCGCUUUAUGGAGGCAUUCGGGUCGGACAACUACCCGUACCCCUUCAUAGGAGUGGGCAGGGACAUCAACGGGGCCAAGGGCCGCAUUAUGAAAGGAAAUGUGCCUUGCGCCCUGACUAGGGUCGACACGCUGGCGACAACAGCAGUUACGAGCGAUUCGCAGGGCGAUGUUGAUACUCUCUUACAGUCGAUUCGAGUAGCCUUUGCUGUGUUCGAUUACCUCAACGAUCCGCAGGUGUCGGUUCGCUUCAAUGCUGUGCGCCAGCAGAUCCAUCUCCAGGCGACUUAUAUCGAACGGGAUGCCAGGAUACCUAACUUCGCCGCUUGGUGGGAUGAGUGGCUGACCGACUAUCUUGCUACCACUCAAGAACGGAUCCAAAACUGGGCUAGGGAUGCGAUUAAUCGCGCAGCGGAGCCUUUUGUGCAGGCGCAUAAUGAGCAUGUGGAUCUGUUUACUUAUGCGCAGGUGAUUGGUGCCUUGGAGCUGAUGUUGCAGGAAGUUGAAAAUAUCAGGUUUCCACCGGACACAUCAAUGCGAUACCCUCAGCCCUAA
This is a messenger RNA of Aspergillus clavatus NRRL 1, 984 nucleotides long. RefSeq lists its product as uncharacterized. The transcript has 3 exons. NCBI's taxonomy places the organism in Eukaryota, Fungi, Ascomycota, Eurotiomycetes, Eurotiales, Aspergillaceae. The record is from RefSeq and is a predicted model, not a curated record. The coding region runs from base 1 to 984 and encodes 327 amino acids.